This is a messenger RNA of Phytophthora nicotianae INRA-310, 2397 nucleotides long. RefSeq lists its product as hypothetical. Bases 1 to 2397 code for a protein of 798 amino acids. Gene Ontology annotation, molecular function: zinc ion binding. The record is from RefSeq and is a predicted model, not a curated record. NCBI's taxonomy places the organism in Eukaryota, Oomycota, Peronosporomycetes, Peronosporales, Peronosporaceae. The transcript is spliced from 11 exons.
AUGGACGACGAACAGGACGCUCCGACGCCUGGCCAGAAACGAAACACAAGACUAGGAGACAUGUAUGCUGCUCUUGGUAUUGAAGAUGACGGAGAUAGCAGCGAUAACAGCAAGGACGAGGACUAUUUGGUGGAAGAAGAAGAAGAAGAAGAAGAGGACAUUCAUGAGGCCGAUCACGAGACGUCUACGAUCAACUCCAAGAAGAAGAAGAAAACUGUGAAAGCAGCAACAACAGGUAGAGUACAGUGCACAUCCGGAAAGGGGAAAAGGUCAAACAUAUCUUCUCCUCACGUGGUGGGACCCUUCCACCCGUUGAAAAGAAGGAAGGUGGUGAACGAGGAAGCUCUCUCUCCAACUGGCUCAAGCGGGAGUGUUGUUUACAAGCUGAAAAUCCCUUCUUCGCCUGAAUACAUACCCAGACAACGAGCAAGCAAGCAUCUCGAAGAGCUCGAGCUAAUGGAAACCGGAGAUGAUGAAAUCGUCAAUGUCGUUCCCCCGUUUGCUCCGAAGGACUCGUUUUCAUCUUGGAAUGAUUUUGAGAAGCAUUUCAAGAUCUACAAGCAGAAAAAUAACUUGAAGUUUCGAGUGCGUAGCUCCGAAAAGAUGGAGAAUUAUAACAAGGCCCAUGAAGACCAAAUGCCCACGGAGUUCGAGUUCACACACAAGAUUUUUCGGUGCACUCAUGGGGUCUCCCAGAAAUCGAGGUCGAAGGGCCACCGCAAUCGCAAGCAACGAUACUGCAAAUGCAAAGCACGACUAACAGUCGUAGUCACAAAGAUUGUGGGUAACGUGUACGGAAUUGUAACUCGAAAUCAGAAUCAUACGCAUUCACACCCAACUACUUCAACGCAAGCGUCCACGUACCUGACUACGAAGACCCUCCCACUGGACAACGAAGACCGAGAAGACGUGAAAACGCUAGUAGAUGCUCGAGUUUCCUCUUCACACAUUACGAAUUUCCUGAAUGAUCGAAUUGGCUGUAAAGUAACCCCACAGCAAACCCGAAAUCUUAUUCGGGGCAUUACGGGGCAAGAUUCAGCAGAAGAGAUGCUCAAAAACAUGCUCCAUGCUCUUCGGCAGGUAGAUGGAAGUGACGUGCUCGUUAUGCAGGACCAAAUGGAUGCCACCUGUGGAAUCGUUAUGCAGACGAGGGUGCAGAAGAUGAUGUUUGAACAAUGGGGUGAAAAUUUGACGAUGGAUUUCACUCAUGGAACAAACAACCUUGGCUACCAUUUAGGGAGUUUGGUUGUCACGACUUGCACUGGUCGGGGUUUUCCCGUUUUAGACUUCAUUUGCCUGAACGAGUGUGACGAGGUGGUGAUCGACAAGGACUUUACGGAAUGGAAGGUUUUGGAGGAGUGUUUUCCGUCGGCACACAUACUGCUUUGUCAGUUCCACGCUAUCUCGUACUGGAAAAAAGUGAUGAAACGUCCGGUUUAUCACAUCAAGGUCGUCGAAAGCGAAGAUCUACUCGAGUUGAUGAUGAAGCUUCUGUAUUGUCAUACGGAACAAAGCUAUGAGGCCAGGUAUGACGAGCUCAAGAAAUACUGCAAAAUUUCGAAGAAACAAGCCUUCUUUGCUUAUUUCGAGAAAAACUGGAACUCCUGUCGUGCAAUGUGGUCGAACUACGCACGUGGGAAACAUUUCACUGCUGGCAAUACAACUACUAACCGGAUCGAGAGCAACUGGAAAUAUCUGAAAAUGCUACUCGGACGGAAGAUACGAAUUGACAGAACGAUUGCUGGCUUACUUCAGCACCAGAUGACUAUCACGCGGCAGAUUGUGACCGAAAUCGGGCAGCAACACUCUACGUCGCGGAUGCUGAAUACGAUCCCCAAGUUUUUAAGGGCUGUAGCAAGAAGAAUUUCUUCUCACGUUUUGGAGAGGGUGAAAAAGGAAUGGGAGAGGUUCGUGAAUCAGAUGGAGAAGACAACAUGCGAGCGCAGAUCGAGUAGUCAUCAGUGGAAAGUGUAUUUUUUGCAUUACGUGUACGAGUGUGACGAACUGGAUUGGACGUGUACCUGCCUGUUUUACUCCAGCAACCAUUUGCCUUGCUGUCAUCUGAUGCACGUAGCCAAUCAGGGCAAUGGCUUCCAAGCACUACCUGGGAUGUCCAUUGAUGAACGAUGGAGUACUUUUGAAGCUUUGGAUUUCAAAGAGGAGCUGUCUUCUGCAGCUGAUACUCUACAACCAAUUGUGAACAUGUCGAAGUUAAAGUUGCCGAAGCAGAAGUUAAGGUUGCCGGAUGAAACAGGCUCAACCGAGUCGAAGCGGAAACCUACCGAUCUCGAAACAGAAAAAGAGGUUGUCUUCGUUCGGCUCCGUCGAAACGAACGGGCCAACCAGGUUGUUCUUAGCUCUGCCGAGAAGUAUUCUUACGCUAAGGCCAUGAGCUGA